Lactuca virosa is the source of this 569-nucleotide messenger RNA. The record is from the annotation of a GenBank genome assembly. NCBI's taxonomy places the organism in Eukaryota, Viridiplantae, Streptophyta, Magnoliopsida, Asterales, Asteraceae.
CAUGGUGGAAAACAGGAACUAGGGUUUAUACUCAUCGGCGCAGGCUUUCGUCUAUCUUCUGGAAAGCGAAAAUGGUGAAGGGACGUCAAGGUGAACGCGUCAGACUUUACACCCGAGGAACAAUUCUCGGCUACAAAAGGUCGAAAUCGAACCAGUACCCGAACACAUCGUUGGUUCAAAUCGAAGGAGUGAACACGAAAGAUGAGGUAUCAUGGUAUCAAGGGAAACGCCUCAUGGUAACACCGGUAUUGUUCGUGCUAAGUUCACCUCCAAUCUCCCUCCUAAAUCCAUGGGGUCAAGGGUCAGAGUGUUCAUGUACCCAAGCAACAUUUAAGUUGGAGCAAGAAGAAGGAAGUAAAGUCUGGUUUUCAAGUGGUUUUUGUCAACAUAUUGCCUGAACUUCAGAAUUUCUUUAGUCUUUUUGUCAAAAGCAAUCCUCUUUUUGAGUUGUAGUACAAUUUUCUUCAUCAUUUUAGUUUUAUUUGAGAAUUUACAGUUGUUUUUUAUGAGUGUGCAUUGCUAAUUAUUUAUGAAUAUCAACUUUUUUAUAGGGGUAAAAUUUGAUGAUA